Molecule: messenger RNA, 1661 nt
Organism: Zeugodacus cucurbitae (melon fly)
Lineage: Eukaryota; Metazoa; Arthropoda; Insecta; Diptera; Tephritidae
Product: cytochrome P450 4d2
Exons: 6
Coding region: 144-1625 (493 amino acids)
Molecular function (GO): oxidoreductase activity, acting on paired donors, with incorporation or reduction of molecular oxygen; monooxygenase activity; heme binding
Source: RefSeq, a predicted model, not a curated record
AAACGUGGAAUCAACAACGCGUCAUUUACACGUUCAAAGGUUAUAACUGCACACAACACAAACUAUUUCACUUUAUAUAAACAAACUAUUAUUUUAAAUUAUAUAUUAGCAACUUGUUCAACUACUAUUUUGAUUCGUAACAAAUGUGUUUAAUUGCGGAUUAUAGCUGGAAACGGAAUGUGAACGCGAAAUGGUCGAAACUGCCGGGUCCUUUAAAUUUACCAAUAUUCGGUGCUAUUUGGAUUUACACGCACGUACAACCUGAUGAACUACUUGCCCUCAGUCGUUAUAUACGCAAACGUUUUGGACGCGUCGUACGCUUCUGGGUGCUGCACGUACAUGGCUUGUUUGUAAGCGAUUUACAUUAUGCACAAGCGCUAUUGAGCCAUUCCACUGAGAUACGCAAGAAUCGCAUGUAUAGUUUACUCACUGAUUGGUUGGGUGACGGACUGCUCGUCAGUUACGGCGCCAAGUGGUUGAGUCGUCGUCGCGUUAUUACGCCCACAUUUCAUUUUAGCAUACUCGAAGAUUUUGUUAGCAUAUUCGAUCAGCAAUCGCAAAUUUUCGCUCGUAACUUGGCAAAGUAUGCAGAUGGUGUGGAAGUUGUGGAUAUAGAAGACGCGUUAGCAUUGGCGACAUUGGAUGUGAUCUGUGAGAGUGCGAUGGGUGUGCGUAUCAAUGCGCAAACCGAUGUGAAUUGUGAAUAUGUGCAGUUGCUAAAGGACAUGCAACGUAUUAUAGUCAAGCGUUAUGUUACAAUAGCUUACCGUCCGAAAUGGCUUUUCCAACUGCUGGCGCCACGUUUGGCGAAGCAACAUUUUGCUGUGACUGCCGCCUUGCAUAGAUUUACGGAGCGUAUAAUUAAAGCGCGUCGCAAGGAAAUAUUAAAAUACCAGACCGAAAUUUGCGAACAGCGAAAUCAGCAGGCACAAAAUGGCGAUAUUGGCAUCAAGCGUCGGCAGGCUUUACUCGAUGUGUUACUCUCUGCUACAAUAGCUGGGCAACCAUUAAGCGAUAACGAUAUACGCGAGGAAGUGGACACCUUCAUGUUUGAGGGUCAUGACACUACAAAAAGUGGCAUAGGUUAUACGCUCUAUUGUAUUUCCCGCAAAAAGGAGGUACAAGCUAAGCUUUAUGCAGAAAUUGUUGAAGUGCUCGGCACGAAUAUGCAGCACGCGCUUACACAACGCCAACUAAUGCAAUUGAAAUAUACGGAGCAAGUUAUCAAAGAGGCGCUGCGCAUGUAUCCUCCAGUGCCAUAUAUAGGACGUACUAUUAUGGAAGAUUGUUACAUUGCUGGUAAUUGCAUACCAAAGGGCUCUAGUGUUAUCUUGGCAAUUUAUGAAAUGCAAAACGAUUUCGCUUACUUUCCGCAGCCACAACUAUUUUUACCUGAACGUCAAGUACAUGAGAAUCCCUUUGCUUUUGUGCCAUUUAGUGCGGGGCCACGCAAUUGCAUUGGACAACGUUUUGCAAUGCUUGAGAUGAAAGCGUUUAUUGCACGUAUUAUGCAGUUAUAUGAGCUGCUACCACUAGGCGCUGAUGUAGUGCCGACUGUGCGAGUUGUAUUAAAAUCAAAAACUGGUUGGCAAAUGGGAUUCCGUAAGCGGAAUGUUAUGGUUUAAACACAAAAUCAAUAAACGCAAUAUUUGUUAACUGGA